Molecule: messenger RNA, 3520 nt
Organism: Odobenus rosmarus divergens (Pacific walrus)
Lineage: Eukaryota; Metazoa; Chordata; Mammalia; Carnivora; Odobenidae
Gene: FOXA1
Product: forkhead box A1
Exons: 2
Coding region: 264-1685 (473 amino acids)
Biological process (GO): anatomical structure morphogenesis; regulation of transcription by RNA polymerase II; cell differentiation
Molecular function (GO): protein domain specific binding; RNA polymerase II cis-regulatory region sequence-specific DNA binding; DNA-binding transcription factor activity, RNA polymerase II-specific
Source: RefSeq, a predicted model, not a curated record
AGAGGCCGCCCGCUCACUUCCCGCGGAGGCGCUCCCGGGCGCCGCGCUCCGCGGCCGCCGCCUGCCCCCGCCCGCCGCGCCGCCUCCGCCGCGCACGCCGCGCCCCGCAGCGCCUGGCUUCCUCCUCGCUAGGGUGGCGUUGGGCUGGCGCGGGCACUCGGGUGACUGCAGCUACUCGGCUCCCCGCCCCCCGCCCUGCGCCGCGCGGCCGCCCGUCGCUUCGCACGGGGCUGGAUGGUUGCAUCGGGCAGGGUGGCUCCAGGAUGUUAGGGACUGUGAAGAUGGAAGGGCAUGAGAGCAGCGACUGGAACAGCUACUACGCGGACACACAGGAGGCCUACUCCUCCGUCCCCGUCAGCAACAUGAACUCGGGCCUGGGCUCUAUGAACUCCAUGAACACCUACAUGACCAUGAACACCAUGACCACGAGCGGCAACAUGACCCCAGCUUCGUUCAACAUGUCCUACGCAAACCCGGGCCUGGGCGCCGGCCUGAGUCCGGGCGCCGUGGCUGGCAUGCCGGGCGGCUCCGCGGGCGCCAUGAACAGCAUGACGGCGGCGGGCGUGACGGCCAUGGGGACGACGCUGAGCCCGGGCGGCAUGGGCGCCAUGGGCGCGCAGCCCGCGGCCUCCAUGAACGGCCUGGGCCCCUACGCGGCUGCCAUGAACCCGUGCAUGAGCCCCAUGGCGUACGCGCCGUCCAACCUGGGCCGCAACCGGGCGGGGGGCGGCGGCGACGCCAAGACUUUCAAGCGCAGCUACCCGCACGCUAAGCCGCCCUACUCGUACAUCUCGCUCAUCACCAUGGCCAUCCAGCAGGCGCCCAGCAAGAUGCUCACGCUAAGCGAGAUCUACCAGUGGAUCAUGGACCUCUUCCCUUAUUACCGGCAGAAUCAGCAGCGGUGGCAGAACUCCAUCCGGCACUCGCUCUCCUUCAACGACUGCUUCGUCAAAGUGGCGCGCUCCCCGGACAAGCCGGGCAAGGGCUCCUACUGGACGCUGCACCCGGACUCCGGCAACAUGUUUGAGAACGGUUGUUACUUGCGCCGCCAGAAGCGCUUCAAGUGUGAGAAGCAGCCGGGGGCCGGGGGCGGAAGCGGGAGCGGGGGUGGCGGCGGCGGCGGCGCCAAGGGCGGUCCUGAGAGCCGCAAGGACCCCUCGAGUGCCGCCAACCCCACUGCCAACUCGCCCCUUCAUCGGGGCGUGCACGGUAAGGCAGGCCAGCUAGAGGGCGCGCCGGCCCCUGGGCCGGCUGCCAGCCCCCAGACUCUGGACCACAGCGGGGCGACGGCGACAGGGGGCGCCUCGGAGUUGAAGACUCCAUCCUCCUCGGCUGCGCCCCCGAUCAGCUCCGGGCCCGGGGCACUGGUAUCUGUGCCCCCCUCCCACCCGGCGCAUGGCCUGGCCCCCCACGAGUCCCAGCUGCACCUGAAAGGAGACCCCCAUUACUCUUUCAACCACCCCUUCUCCAUCAACAACCUCAUGUCCUCCUCGGAGCAGCAGCAUAAGCUGGACUUCAAGGCAUAUGAGCAGGCACUACAGUACUCGCCCUAUGGCGCUGCGUUGCCCGCCAGCCUGCCCCUCGGCAGCGCCUCGGUGGCCACCAGGAGCCCCAUCGAGCCCUCAGCCCUGGAGCCGGCCUACUACCAAGGUGUGUAUUCCAGACCCGUCCUAAACACUUCCUAGCUCCCUGGGACUGGGGGUUUGUCUGGCAUGGCCAUGCUGGUAGCAAGAGACAGAGAGAGACAGAGAGAGACAGAGAGAGAGAGAGAGAGAGAAAUCCACACAUACCAAGCCGACAACAGCAUAAUGAAAUCCCAACUAUUUUUAUUUCAUUUUUUGUGUGUGUGCACAAUCUUUUCCCCAGUGCAAAGGACUGUUACUUUGUUAUUGUAUUCGAAAUGCCUUGUGUAUAUUAUUACAAAGAAAACCAGUCCCAAACCAACACGAUUUUUUCCUGCAAUGUUUAACAAUCCACAAAUGUAUAUAUAAAAUCCUCCUACUUCCUUAUUCCUCUCCCUUGCUUCCCUCUUUCCCCUCCAGACACCGUUGUAGUCUGUGCAGGGUUUAUUUAAAAAGAAAGAAAGAAAGAAAUGGUCAAACUUGUAAAAUAUUUGUUUGUGCUUUCCCCCACCCCCUCACCUGACCCUCCACAAGUUUACAGGUCUGUGGCAAUACUCUUAACCAUAAGAACUGAAAGGGUGAAGAAACAAGUAGACACUAGGGGCUAUUAAAAGUAUUUGAAGGACAAUACUGCUGUUAUGCAGCAAAACAUAAAUUGAUUAUAAACAUCAGAGCCAUUAUUCAGCUUCCAUUUCUGAUACAUUCAGAUAGCUGUCUUAAAAUGAAAUACACAUAUAUUAUGUACGAUCUUAUUUAUGCACAUGCUCAAAUAUGUAGACAUCCUCCAUAUAUUUGCAUAACAUGUAGAAAUAAUAGUUAGGUGAUAUACAUGGUACAUUUUCAAGAGUUGCCUGACCACGAAGUUACAAAGACACCCUCCUCCCUUGUCUUCUCCACUCACAUAUAGCCCUGAGAAUCAGUUCCUCAAGAAUUGCCAUCCUCAAUAACUCUGCUCUUUGCUUUGCAGAGUGCCAUUGUCAUGUCAUUCUGAGGUCACAUAACAUGUACAAAAUUAGCUUCUAUGUAUCUGUACCAUUUAAAUAUUUUUUCCAGGAAAAAGGGAAUAUUACAAUGUUGGAGGAGAGAUAAGUUAUAGGGAGUGGUAUUUCAAAAUUUGGUCCAAAAUUCCAAAAUCCAACUGAUUGUGGCCAUUUUAAUUAUUGCCAUCGUGUGCUUGUUUCAUUCAGUGUUAAUGCACUUUUCACAGUUGGACAUGGUGUUAGUAUAGCCAGACGGGUUUCAUUAUUCUUCUUUGCUUUCUCAAUGUUAAUUUAUUGCAUGGUUUAUUCCUUUUUUUUUCUUUAUAGUUGAAAUUGCUUUAAAUGAUGGUUAAAAUUACAAAUUAAAAAUGUUAAUUUUAUCAAUGUGAUUGUAAUUAAAAUAUUUUGAUUUAAAUAACGAAAAUGAUAAAUUUUAAACCGUGGAAUAUGUUCUUGAUCAUUUGCAGUUAAGGACUUUAAAUAAAUCAAAUGUUAACAAAAAAGUAUAUCUGUUAUUUUCCUCAAUUAAAUCUAAAAUAGGUCUUCUGAAAAUGAUAUUUUCCAAAGUCCGGCACUGAAUAUAAAUAACAAAAAGGGAAAAUGAUAUAAAACAAAAUUGUUUUGUUUAUUAUAUGAACAUGAAGCUAGUAAAAAACAGUUAAAGAAAUUCAAUAAAAAUGGGUAGAUAAAUUGAUUUAAUAUCCCAAGAAUUGAGAUUUUUAAGAGUAUUUAUUCCCAAUAAUGUUUAAUUUUUGACAUGAGCUUAAGCCUCCUCUGUUUCCUUUGAGUCUGUCCACAAUGAAAUCAAAUUCAUUAAUAUAACUACAUUUCCCCCUGCCCCAAUGUCUAAUAUUUCUUUAUCUGAGAAGUAUUCUAGUGAGAAUAAAAUAUCAGAUGUGGCUGAUAAAAUUAAGUUGU